UCUCACAUAAGUUCUUUGGAACCCCAGUGAGAGGCUGGCCGGCAUUGGCUAAGUGAGGAAGGAAGGUCCCAAGAGAUGCCUUGUGCCUGGGAACGAACAGUAGGGGCUCUGGCUUAGCUGGACUGGCACCUGUAGAUUCGGGACCACCUUGUGUGCGUGGGGGUCAUGGCCCGGGAAGAGGCUGGGGCAGGCACAUCGCCUUGAGUGGGUACCUGUGCCUUUAAGGAAACCCUCUAGAAAAACCACACUUUUGAAUCGAGUGUGAUGACCUUCUGAUUUGCCAGGUCAGGGUUUCUUAAAGCAGAGCACGGAGGGUGUGACUGAAAUACAGUGCUCUCUGCCCAGCAUCCCCAUUCGGUGGUCCACGUGUGUCUGUUGACUUCCAGGUCCUAGUGGUACACUGCCUCUUUCACUGUCAGCCCCUACCUGAAGGAAGGGCUCACCCUGCAACCAGGGCGCUGGCAAUUUCUAGUGAGGAGAUUCCUUCAGCUCUACUGUUAACUAUAUUCCUGUACUUAAUGGCAAUCCUCGUAUAAAAUUGGAGGGUCCCUUUGUAGUUCGACUCUGAACUCCCCUUCCUCCCCAUUGAGAUUUGUGUUCCUUUACAGUAACAAGAGGCAGGCUGUCUGGCUUUGUGUCUGAAGCCAGAAGUAAGUGGGGGUCCUGGGUACUUGGGUACAGUUGUGGGGGGAUCUGUGGGGAUCCCUCCUGCUGGGAUGGUCACAGCACAUAGGAGCAGCCAAGAUGGGGGCCGGGGGCUGGGCUGGUUUGGCGGAGGUACCAGAUGCAGGGGAGGAGGGUGACCUUUGCUGCUGGGCUGCUGCCACCUUUCUGGGCUCCUGGGAGCCUCUGGUGUGAAGUGUGAGGAGUAGGUGGUCUGAUGGGCUGUGGAUAGGCUGGGUGCUGCUAAGGGCGGGCCCAACUCCUCAGAUGACCUGAAGGCAGUCUAUAAAACAAGCUGUUUCCAGACGGGUUGGGCCAGUUCCUUCUGGUGGGUGGGUGCUACCUGCGCAAGUGUUGUAGGACCCCAGCCUGACUGCGGAGUGAAUUGGGUGCCCACAGCUGGGGAGGUGAGGCCGGUGACCAAGGCCACUGCUUUCUCUUUGAGGGCAGGCCCCCGGGGGCUCUGGUGCUUCUGCUCUCUGUGGGUGCUCAUGCUGAAACAGCAGUCUGAUGGCGGGAGCUGGUGAACUCACGCCUCCUGAGCCCAUCCCCUGGGCCUUUCACUAUCCAGUUGAGUGUUUCCCAGAGGCAUGGAGUAGUUGGUCGGGGUUUGGUGGGGUACAGUUUCUGCCCCUGUCCACUUGUGUUAUAAACAGAGCCCCCCACGAGUCUCCCCAGUGUCUCCAUCCGUCCCCCGGGUUGACACUUGUGUGGUAGACUAGAAGUUGAGCAGAGUUCAGGUGCAGGCUGGGUUUUCAGGUUUGUCACAGCCCACACAGCUCCGGGCCCUGAUGUGGGGAACCCCUGGGGCCAAGCCAAGGGCAGAUUGCCCUCCUCUGUCUGUGGGUCUGGAAGACCAGGUGGAGGCGUAUGCUGGCCCACCGCCCAGAGACCGUGUCAUCCUCACCACCAGAAGGUUCUUCUGAUGUAUCCAUUUGAGAUGAGGAAUCUGAAGUUCAGGGAAGCUAAGUAAGUUGUUUAGCAGGGGCAGAGCUGGCAUGCAAACCCGGGCUGCCUCCCUCAAAGGUUUGCUGCCUUCCAGUUUACCAGCAAUGGGGGAUUCAAGAGAGGCCAGCUGUGACUGAACCUGCCUUUAGCAUAAGACGUUUCAUCAGCUUCACCUGUUUCUCCAUGUAGUAGCACUAGCUACAUUUAAAUGAACAGGAGCCUGCCUUUGUGCUCUUGCUGCGUUUCUUCUGAUAGGAGAUUGAAGAAACCCAGUGCUCAUGAAAAUCUCAUCCUUUUGGGGGAAGUUAUGCCAAGAGAGCGUGCAAAGGAAGGCAGUGCUUAACUCAGUAUCAGUUGUGUGACUUUGGGUAUCAUUGGAGGGAGGUGGCUUGGGUCAGGGCCCUUCCUGACCCUCACCCAGAUGACCACCUGGUCUGCCUUUGCCUAGGACUCCCUCCCUCCCCAUACUUUCCUCCUAUGAAAAAUAAACCAAAAAGCUGGAAAAGCAGAAUUUGAAGUGCAGUGCAUAAUCAAGGUUUCAGGAAGGGUAGUGGAGCAGAGCCCUGGGUCCUGAACCACUAAGAAUGCAGGUGGGUAUAGAGUCUAGAGCUGAGUAAAUACGGGGUAGAGAGAGAGCAGUAGCCAACCUCUUCCUGCCGCCAGGCAGCCCCUGCUUACAGGAGUAUCUCGGCUUGACCCACUGGUAUUCCCUUCAACGGUGCCUGCAGGCCUUUGACCCUCCCUUGCCCACAGCCCCUUGGGUGUGGUGCCUGAUGCUUUUGCAGGUUGAGGGCAAAAGGCAAGUCCUCCCUCCCUUUCUCCUCCUAUGGGGAGGACUCCUGCUAAGGAGCCUCACCCUGCAAUAGCAUCAGGCACCCUGGACAGACAUGGGAUGCAGGAUAGUGACACUUCAGCUGGGCAUCUUGGGCUUGCUCUCCCCCUCAAUUGCAUGACCCACAGUGCCUGGGCCUGUGAUGGCUUGUUUGCCAUCUUUAGGGUACACUUGUGAUUUGGGAUUCAGCCUGUUGUUUGCUGGGUCUUCGGCACUGAGGACACUGGCCGGUCACUGUCUGUCCUUCAUGGCAGCUAGCUCUGUGCUCAUCGGAGCUGGGGACAGUCAGACUGGUUUUCUUCAGUGCGGGCUAGCUUGACACAGUCUAAGAGAGUAGUCAUAGGCCCCGGGGAGUCCGUCUUUGGAACCUUCUCUCUGGGGGACCCAGACUCCCCAUGCCUGGGAGGACAGGGCUUCCCCAGAGAAGGAGUCCACGCCCCCUUCUCUCUUGGCAGUGGUGGGAAGUUCCUGGUUGGGCUCCCGUGGGGACAGGGCAGCAGGAGGAUUGGCAGAGCUGGAAUGGGACCCACGCCUCCUGCUUUUCCAGGGUUUUCUUCCCUUGUGGGGCUGGGCCACCCCUGCAGGUUAGAGGGGCCUGUCAGUCUGGGUGCCCCUCUGCCCAGCCCCACCCCAGGGAAAAACUGCAGCUGAAGUUCUCACAAGCCCGGCUUCAGAGCGUGACUCACACUCGCUCUCCUCAGAUUGGGGUGCGGGAGGCUGGCAGCUGAGUCCCCAGCCUCUCCUCAGGACGGUGAGUGAUGCUGCUGCCUUAGGCACCACGUGAUAGCCAGGAGUUCUUUUGCUGGUAACGAGGGAUUCGGUGGGUUCAGGGGAAGCCAGCAGGAGGCUCUCAGGCUUUCAGGCUUGAUUUGGAAAGGUGACAUGCGCCCUGUGGUUUAGAGGCUUCCUGCGAUCCUGGGACAGUGGAACUGGGGAGCUGAAUGGGAGGUGAGAGAGUAAGACACUGAGGAGAACACAUCCCCAAGUUCUGGGGACAGGCUCCUCUCCCAGCCUCUCCCUGCUGAGACCUUUUGCAUGUUGAGAGGGAGAGGCUGGGGGGGUGGGGCCGGUAUCCCAGAGUCCUCCCUUGCAGCUGGUCCACUAGCAAACUGGGGAGGUGGGGGGGAGUGGGGCAGGCCAGUCCCCUCUCUAAGAGCUCUGUUGCUUCCCAGGCUUGCAGGCAUCUCCCCAAGCUCACUGUCUUUCCCAUCUGGCUCCUCCUUGCUCUGUACUUGGUGUUGGUGUCCUUAAAGGCCACAAGCCCAGGUGACCUCAGCCUUGGCCCCCAGCCAUUCCCAGUCUGACUCCUCUGGUAACUUGGGGCCUGUUGAGGGGCUUCGGCUCUUGCUCAGCUGUGCAGCUCUUGCUCAGCUCUUGCUCAGCUGUGCGGUCUGUUCCCGAAUCCUCUUGUCCCCAGGCCCUUUGGGGGUGGGGAAGGGCUGGGCCUAGGCUUUCCUAGGAAAUACAGAUGUGCUUCUUGUUGGGGCUCCUCCAGCACAGGGGUGCCCCGCGUUUUCGAAAAGGGCCUGUUGAUUAUAAACGGCUAGGAUGCUUUUCAGAGUGAAAGGAGGCAUUGCUAAUAAGCCUGCUGAGCAAACAGGGAUGGGGGGCCACCCUGCAUGGAAGUUGAGGGGCCCUUAGGGAGCCUAGCAGACACCUGGGAUUUUUUAGGAGCUCAAUGUCUGUGCUUCAGGGGAGGAAUGGGUUUGCCCCCUCUGCCUCUGUCUUGCCCCAGCCUGGUCUCUGGGCAGUGGCAGGGCCCCGCACGUGGCCAGAGCAGUGCCUGGCACAGUGCCUCCCUUUUCCAGUUUUCCGACUCCUUUCUGAGCCUGACACCCACGAUGCUCUUAGCCUGGUUUUCCAAGCACUCUUUCUCAACUAGUACAGUGUGUGUGGGGAGAGAAGGUACCCAGUGACCCCAGCCAUUGGCCCAAGGCCACAGGAGCUAGCCGGGAAGGGCUCAGGAAUCCCUGGGAGCCCUCAGGCUUGGGGCUUUCAGGGUUAAAUCCUGGCCCAGCAGGGACUGCUCCCAGCCUCUUGGGGAGAGGGAGUAUGAAUAACAAUAGCAGUGGGGAAAUCGAACUGGAAAGCCUGGGCCUGCUGGGUGGGAAGGGGGUUGCCGGGUGCCUGGGAGGGCUGAGCCUUGUCUGGCACCUUAUUUGGCAGCACCUUGCUUUGGAUUGGGGAGUAGAUAGGGAAUGAACAACUCCGUCGGCUGUGACCACUGACACUGACACCUCCACCCCCCUCACACACCCCCACCCCCCCCACACCCUCCGCCAGUUCUGCAUUGCCUUGGCCAUGCCGGCUUCCAGGAUACAGCUCAGCUCUGGCCUCUCAUUCAGGACGGGGCCCAGGCUGCCCCAGAUUGGGAGUACUCCAUGACACACACACGGAGGAAGUCCCUUCCCAUGCUGAGUUCGGGCCCCGCUGGCCGCCGGGAGCCCCUACAGAUGGAAGGCAGCAGCACGGAGCAGGGGGCAGAGAGUGUGGAGACAGGCGUGCCUGAGAGCCCAGGGCACCUCACGGGGCGCCGCAAGAACUACCCACUGCGCAAGCGCCCGCUGGUAGCCGAGAAGCCCAAGGCCUGCAAAGUGCUACUGACCCGCCUGGAGAAUGUGGCUGGUCCACGGAGCGCAGAUGAGGCCGACGAGCUGCCCCCGGACCUGCCCAAGCCCCCAAGCCCAGCCCCAUCUAGUGAGGACACCGGCCUCACCCAGCCCCGCAAGAGGCGCCUGGCCUCCCUCAAUGCAGAGGCCCUCAACAACCUGCUGCUGGAACGGGAGGAUGCCAGCAGCCUGGCAGGCACCCGUCGCAGCCGAGGGGGUGACCCUCACCGCAGCCGGGACCGGGACCGGGACCGGGCCGCUGGGGGCUGGGCCUCCUCCAAGAAGCGGCCCCGGCUCGGGGACCUUGAAGGAGGAAGUCGGGACCUGUCCCCAGAGCCAGCGCCAGAUGAGGGUACCCGUCGAGAUGGUGACCCGGCGCCCAAGAGACUGGCCAGCCUGAAUGCGGCUGCCUUCCUGAAGCUGAGCCAGGAGCGGGAGCUGCCCUUGAGGCCACCUCGUGCCCAUCCAGAAGUAGAUGGGCGUGCCGCAGAGCCACCAGUGUUGAGGGCUCCCAGGCCAAAGUGGGCUAAUAAGGUCAACAGCAAGAACUAUCCCAAGACCCGGCAGGGCCCUGGCUCUGGGGAGGCUGUAGGCCUACUCGGCUGGCAGAGGCACCCUGAGGAGCCGUGGCCGUCUGCCACCCCUCGUGGGCCAGCCAGCCAGCCGCCUUACCGGCCCCUGAGCCAGGCUCUAGAGAGCCCCUUGGGGCUACGCCCCCACCUGCCCCUACUGAUGGGUGGGCAGGCAGCCUUGAAGCCGGAACCUGGGCGCCCAGGCGAGGAGUCGCCUGCCCCCAAGCAGGAACUGCACCAGCCUUCCUUCCCUGCACCUCAGCUGUCCCCCCUGCCACUGCCCGGCAACCCUGCCCACUACAGCGGCCUGUGCGGCCGGCCGGAGCUCAGCGCAGGAGGCAGCUUCUACCUGUACUGCAGCCAAGACGGGCUGCAAUGUGGAGGCUACUCCCCCUGUCCCAUGCUUCCUGAGGGCAAGUUGUCCCCAGUGGCUGCGCCUAACGAGGGGCUUCUCUUGGCACCGAGCUCAGUGCCCGCCGGCACCCCUUUCCAGCACCCUCCCUGGGGCUCUCGCUACUGCUCUAGUGAGGACACUGGAGUGAGUGGCUACAGCAUCUGUGAAGUGUUGCCGCCAUCUCUUACCCAUAUUGGCACUACCUGCGGUGGCUGCCCCUACAAAAUGCCUUUUCCGGCAGAAGGCUGCAGGUCCCUAGGCCAGUUGGAAUUUCCCCUCCCGGAAGCCGGCCACCCUGCCUCACCUGCCCACCCCCUCCUGGGAUGCCCUGUGCCCAGCGUGCCACCUGCAGCAGAGCCCGUCCCCCACCUUCAGACACCCACCUCAGAGCCCCAGACAGUAGCCCGCGCAUGCCCUCAGAGCGCCAAGCCUCCUAGUGGUUCCAAGUCCGGUCUGCGCACAGGCUCCAGCUGUAGGCACACGGCGAGAAGCAAGGCCGCCUGCAGGCCCAGCCACCCCAAGCAGCCACGGGUCCAGCGCCCACGCCCACGCCGCCGCCGCCGCCGCCGCACAAAUGGCUGGGUGCCUGUUGGGGCUGCGUGUGAGAAGGCUGUCUAUGUCUUGGAUGAACCAGAACCAGCCAUCCGAAAGAGCUACCAGGCAGUGGAGCGGCAUGGAGAGACGAUCCGAGUCCGGGACACUGUCCUCCUUAAGUCAGGCCCACGGAAGACAUCCACACCUUAUGUGGCCAAGAUCUCUGCCCUCUGGGAGAACCCUGAAUCAGGAGAACUGAUGAUGAGCCUCUUGUGGUAUUACAGACCAGAGCACUUACAGGGAGGCCGCAGUCCCAGCAUGCACGAGCCUUUGCAGAAUGAAGUCUUUGCAUCAAGACAUCAGGACCAGAACAGCGUGGCCUGCAUUGAGGAGAAAUGCUACGUGCUGACCUUUGCCGAGUACUGCAGAUUCUGUGCCAUGGCCAAGCGCCGAGGCGAGGGCCUCCCCAGCCGAAAGACAGCACUGGUGCCCCCCUCUGCAGACUACUCUACCCCACCACACCGCACAGUGCCCGAGGACACGGACCCCGAGCUGGUCUUUCUUUGCCGCCACGUCUAUGACUUCCGCCACGGUCGCAUUCUCAAGAACCCUCAGUAGCUUGGGCCCACACUGGGGCUGCCCACGGGCAGGGGGGCUCGGGGAAGGGGGCACUGCUUGAAGCACAGCACUUGGUUAAGGGGCCACGGGGGCUGGAGGUUGCUGACCUGUGGUUCUCUUGGGUGGGGGGGAGGGCAGGGACCCCUGUGGGUACUGGGCCCCUCGGGAGGGAAGGGGAGGCCAGGGUAGAAGGAAAGCAUCACAGCCGUCAGCUUGACCCUGGGUGCCUCUCUCUGGUUGCCUGGGUGGAGGAGACUUGAAGAAGUAGUCUUCCCUGAGGCCGGGCCAGGCUUGAGGGGGGCCUCCCCUAGGGGGAGGGGAGAGUCCUUCAGGAAUACGGCCCAACAAGGCUCUGCUUUAGCCUCCCCUGGGCCUUUGGAGGGGGGAGUGGGAGCCAGCUUUACCUCACCCACUGUGACCCGCUGCUUCCCCAUUGGCCUGGGAAGAGGCUCUCCCAGAUUCUAGCACAGCUCCAAGCUCCUUCCUUUGAGGCAUAGAGAGCCAGAGUCUGGCUUCCAGAGCGUAGACUUCCCCUUUGUAGACUCGGGGCCUGUCCCUGGCUUCCUCCUUUGCCCCUGGAGUACCCCACAGUGCUGGGACAAGUGACCCAGUGCUGCAUAGUCAUGGGUGUGGCACACUUGUGGGUGUCAGCUUCCUGUCUGCCUCCUGGUGAGGGUCAUCCAGCAGGUCUGGCUUCCCAGAAGCUAACUGGUCAACAUGGGGUUUGUCGCGUCUGGGAGGGCAGAAGGGAGCUGAGAGAGGGUUAGGGGGCAGGGGGCAAGGAAAAUUGCUACCUGAUUUAUUGAAGACUUUUCCUCUUGCCUUACACUUGGAGGUUCUAGGAAACCUCUUGCAGAACUUCAUACAUGACUCUUUAAGCCACACCCACCUGGAAUCAAACCAAAGGAGUGCUGUGGCUCCCCUGCCCUGCCACCCCUUACCCUAGUCUUUUGUAGAUUGCACUAAUUUACAUCCCUGCGAGAAUCAACACUGUAUCAGUCCACAGACCUGCUGAGCUGCGGCCACUCACUCUAGGAGCUAAGGACCUGCAUUUUUAGUUUGUUCCUGUUGCCCAAGGGCCCUGUUCUCACCUCAAGCUGUUCCCCAGGGUAGGUUAGGAGGCUGGACUCCCUGUUGUCCUUGCCAGGACUAGGCCCUGGCCCCUCCUACCUCCCCUUGGGGGCUCUCUGUGAGGGGGUUGGAGCAGUCUGGUUCUAUCCUAUUUGUACCAAAGAAGAGCAUGGUGGGGAGGAGGAGAGCAGCGCGGAGUGGUCUGGGCCCUGCUGUUAGCACUUCCCCAGGGCACACCCCUGGGGGCAGGAGCCAAGGGGGGCAGCUGUUCUUCUCUUUCCCUAGGAAGGGGCAGGCACAGACCCAGCUCCAGCUAAGCAGGUGACACUGGGUGAGGACAGUCAGGCUGGGUCUGGAGAGGGAGGUGGAAGCAAAUCCUGAGGGCCCUCCCAGCAACCCUAGGCCCUGUGCUAUCCCUGAGAAGACAGGCUCCUCCUGAUUGGUCACUGGGCUUAGGGGAGGCCUAGAGGCUUCUGAGGUGAAUUUACACAUGGAAAGCCCAAUCCCAGACCCUGGGGAAGGGACUAGGGUGCCCUUGUAUUGAAUAAGCUGUUCAGAGGAAGGCGUGGGGCAGUGAAAGAGGUUGGCAGAGAGUGGCUGUGGGGGCUUGGAGAGCCAGCCUGGGAACCUGCUCAUUCCCAGGGUGCUGGGCCCUUGCUGCCAAGGAGCUCAGCCUCACUCAGCAGGAGAGGAGAUCAAGGCCCCUCCUCCCCCGGAGGCAGGGUCUGCUGCCCAGAACUUAAAAUGCUUUUGAAAUCUCUUAGAUGUGGAAAUAUUUUUUCGAACCUGAAAAUGCAGCUGGUAGAAUUUCAAUGGAAGCAUAAUUCAUGUAAAAUAUAUUUUAGUUGAUAUUUUGUAAAAUGCACUUUUUGUGUGUGUCGACCCUGGUUUCUCAGAUCUGUAUUUCAGUGUUUACAAGGGAGGGGGGACCUUUCCUCACCUCCCUUUUGACAGAGAUUAGAAGUACUUCUUUAAGAAAAAAAUAAAUUUGAAAAAUUGUAUUGAUUUAGAAAA
Messenger RNA from Mustela erminea (ermine), 9255 nucleotides. RefSeq names its product bromo adjacent homology domain containing 1 (gene BAHD1). The transcript has 7 exons. Lineage: Eukaryota; Metazoa; Chordata; Mammalia; Carnivora; Mustelidae. The coding region runs from base 4825 to 7170 and encodes 781 amino acids. The record is from RefSeq and is a predicted model, not a curated record. Gene Ontology annotation, molecular function: chromatin binding.